Orycteropus afer afer is the source of this 933-nucleotide messenger RNA. Its product is annotated as olfactory receptor 8I2-like. Bases 1 to 933 code for a protein of 310 amino acids. Gene Ontology annotation, biological process: G protein-coupled receptor signaling pathway; sensory perception of smell. NCBI's taxonomy places the organism in Eukaryota, Metazoa, Chordata, Mammalia, Tubulidentata, Orycteropodidae. The transcript has a single exon. Gene Ontology annotation, molecular function: G protein-coupled receptor activity; odorant binding; olfactory receptor activity. The record is from RefSeq and is a predicted model, not a curated record. Gene Ontology annotation, cellular component: membrane.
AUGGCUGUGUCCAAUGACACAGAAGUGACUUUCUUCAUCCUCUCUGGAUUUGCAAACGACCCUGAAAUCCAAGUCAGUCUUUUUUUGAUGUUCCUAUUUAUUUAUCUAUUCACUGUCCUCGGGAACCUUGGACUAAUCAUGCUAGUUAAAAUUGACUCUCAGCUUCAUACACCUAUGUACUUUUUCCUGAGCAAUUUGGCAUUCAUUGACCUAUUGUAUUCCUCCACCAUUACCCCCAAGUCUCUGGUCAAUUUUCCAUCCAACCAGAAAACCAUCUCCUUUGUUGGCUGCUUUGUCCAAAUGUACUUUUUUGUCGGUCUGCUGUGUAGUGAAUGUUUUCUUCUGGGAUCCAUGGCCUAUGACUGCUAUGUAGCAAUCUGUAAUCCCUUACUCUAUUCAGUGGUUAUGUCCCAGAAAGUGUGCAGCUCGCUGGGAAUCAUACCCUAUGUUGUUGGUUUCACAAUUUCUCUGGUAUGCAUUUGUGUGAUAAGCAGUUUGACAUUCUGUGACUCCUGCAUUAAUCAUUUUUUCUGUGACACCCUUGUCCUUUUGGCCCUGCCCUGUGUGGAUGCAUUCAGCACACAGAUGAUGAUCAUUGUAUUAGCUGCAUUCACUCUUCUUAGUUCUCUUCUGAUCAUCACCCUCACUUACACUGCCAUCAUGUCAGCCAUCCUGAGGAUACAGUCUACAGCAGGCAGGCAGAAAGCCUUCUCCACCUGCACAUUCCACCUAAUCGGUGUAAUCAUCUUCUAUGGGUCCCUGGUUUUCACAUAUUUAAAGCCUGAUAACACUUCCUCCCUCACCCAGGCACAGGUGGCAUCUGUAUUCUAUACCAUUGUCAUUCCAAUGCUGAACCCACUGAUCUAUAGUCUGAGGAACAAAGAUGUGAAGAAUGCUUUCUUGAGAGUCACUCACAAAGAACAAUUUCUGUGA